CGACCAUUCCUUACCCUUUCUCCGUCUAUGCUAAGUCGGGCACUUCAAAAGAAGCCCUUUGUUACUGGUUCUGCUAACUGGAACUCGGUCAGAAGGUCCUCAAAUGAUGCAAUUCUCAAAAUGCUGAGGCACUGCCAGGAAACAGAGAAGUCGCGUCCAAAACGAAAUCUAUACAGACUGCGAGCAUUCAGGAAGGCCAUCACAACAAUUGAAGGGAUGGACAAACCUAUAACGAGUGCUAACGAAAUUGCUAAAGUAGAGGGAAUUGGAAGAGGAAUUCGAAACCGUAUUCAAACUCUUCUCGAUACCGGGGACCUAGAAACGGCGGUCUCUGAAGACUCACAAAAACAACGACUUCGUGACGCGCUUGGGAAAGUCCCUUUUUUGGGCCCUACUACAAUUGCGCAGCUAAUUGAAGCAGGCUGCUCGUCGGUUUACGACAUACAACGUCCGAAAUUACUUGCACUUCUAAAACCAAAACAGAGAGUGGGCAUAAAGUAUCUCCAGCAACUUGCUUUACCUGUCAGUCUUGUCGAAGCGGAGAAGGUCAAGGAUUUCAUACAACAAACUAUUCCACCAGACUACCAGAUAUUAUUAUGCGGAACACACCGACGCGCACAUCCCUCACCGGAAUCAAUAACCUUACUCCUUAUCCACGCGUCCCAAGUCUACCUCCCACUCCCAGAACAACUCGGCCCCCCAGACCCGAACAACAUCAAAAUCCAAGGCCGUGGUACUACCUACUUUCGCGCGCGAAACGGAUACACCAAAAACGAAGAGCGUACACGAUCCUCACUCCUCCAACAUAUCAUGCCCAGACUCCAAGACAGAGGACUCAUUGCAGAUACGACCAAAGACCACAUGUGGAAAUGGACCGGAAUUGUACGAGUACCGGAACGUGGAGAUGCAGAUGAGGAUAUUGAGAUAUCUGCGGUGACGAAUAGAAAAAGGGCUAUUGAGGAAGUGAGAGGGAGAUUUGUAAGACUUGAGAUCAAUUUGGCCCCUCAAAAAUCGUUGGGUGCAGCUACGAUAGCGCUCACUGGAGACAACGAGUUCAUUCGGACAGUGCAACGGCAAGCAGCAAAAAUGGGGAUGCUUUUGAACGAGUUUGGUCUCUGGAAAUGGAUGCCUUAUAAUAACACUAGUGCUCCCGGCACAGCUACGGGAGUCGAGAGAGGAGGGUCAUGGAGACUCAUGCCGUCUGAUUCCGAAGAGGUAAUUUUUGCUGAACUCGGGAUGGAGUAUGUUCCUCCUGAGAAAAGAGGUUACCUGUACCUUGUGCAAAAGCAAAAGAGGAAGGGAUUGGCAUAGACCACA
Messenger RNA from Marasmius oreades (fairy-ring Marasmius), 1317 nucleotides. RefSeq lists its product as uncharacterized. Gene Ontology annotation, molecular function: DNA binding; DNA-directed DNA polymerase activity. The transcript has 8 exons. Gene Ontology annotation, biological process: double-strand break repair via nonhomologous end joining. The record is from RefSeq and is a predicted model, not a curated record. NCBI's taxonomy places the organism in Eukaryota, Fungi, Basidiomycota, Agaricomycetes, Agaricales, Marasmiaceae. The coding region runs from base 28 to 1311 and encodes 427 amino acids. Gene Ontology annotation, cellular component: nucleus.